AUGCGUUGUAGUUUGCGGGCAUUGUCACGGCCUGCUAAUCUUUGCCGCCCCAUCUCAAACCAACGCUUCUACGCCGUUCAAGCUGCGGGUGCUCCCCGCUUUCAAGUCUUCAACCGACGAACAAAAUGGCUUCAAAAGGAGCGUACUGCCAUCAACCCUGAAGAGAGUCGGGAGGCUGAUUACCUCAAGGAUGAGGUUGCCAUCCGUCUGUCUGAACGACUCCUUGACAUCAACCGACACUUCCCUCGAGUGCUAGAUCUCGGUGCAAACUCUUGCAAUAUUGCGAGGGCUUUAGUCCAGGAGAACCCUGAUCCUGAUCCUGCGAUGCCCGUCUCUCCACCCUUAUCCACAAGGAUCGAUGAGUUGGUUGCCGCAGACUCCUCUCAUUCACUACUCUAUCGAGAUGCCGAUCUUGAGUUUAACAAGCAACUCAAGAUUACACGGCAGGUCCUAGACGAUGAGGAGACAGUUCCAUAUGAGCCAGCCUCAUUCGAUCUAGUGAUGAGCUCAUUGAGUCUUCAUUGGAUCAACGACUUGCCCGGUGUCCUCACUCAAAUCAACAACAUCCUUAAACCGGAUUGUCCCUUUAUCGGCGCCAUGCUUGGAGGUGAUACACUGUUUGAACUGCGUACUUCACUUCAGCUGGCCGAGUCAGAAAGACGUGGUGGCAUGUCUCCUCGGGUCUCUCCGCUGGCUGAUGUGAGAGACGUGGGUGGCUUGCUUCAGAAAGCCGGCUUCAAGAUGUUGACCGUGGAUGUCGACGACAUUAUUGUUGACUAUCCCGAUACAUUUGCUUUGAUGCAGGAUCUCCAGGCCAUGGGAGAAGGCAAUGCCAUCCUCGGGAGGGAGAUGGGGCCUAUCCAGCGAGAUGUCCUUAUUGCCGGUGAUGCCAUCUACCGCGAACUACAUGGUAACCCGGACGGGACUAUUCCAGCGACCUUUAGAAUCAUAUACAUGAUCGGAUGGCAUGAGGGCGAGAAUCAGCCAAAACCCCUAGCUAGGGGUAGCGGUCAAGUCAACUUGAAGGAUAUCUUGGAGCAAAAGUAG
Molecule: messenger RNA, 1047 nt
Organism: Fusarium vanettenii 77-13-4
Lineage: Eukaryota; Fungi; Ascomycota; Sordariomycetes; Hypocreales; Nectriaceae
Exons: 2
Coding region: 1-1047 (348 amino acids)
Biological process (GO): mitochondrial respiratory chain complex I assembly
Cellular component (GO): mitochondrion
Source: RefSeq, a predicted model, not a curated record